AGUUAAGCCGCGUGUGGGGCAGAGCUGCGCACCGCCUCCCUGGCUCACUCGCUCCUGCUUUCCCUUGUCUCCUCCAGCAUGCGGUCAGCCAGUUGCACGGGGACCCACAGGAGAGUUCUUCCUAGAAACGACUGUUAGUCCCUGCUCACCUGCAAGCCGAGAGCUGUAGCAGAGCUUCAAAGUUGGAGCCGACGCCCACUCUACUGCCCCACGCCCCUUUACCCCACUUCUCCGAAAUUCACCGACCUUCGCUUGCACUGCCUAAGGAUUGCAAUCCCAGUGAGGCAGAGCAACCAGCAAAACCGCCCUGGCUUUCUUUAUAAUCCUCCUCUUCUCUAGGUACCCUGUCUCACUGAAGACUCUGCAGAUACACCCCUAUAAAAGGAGGGAAGAAGGGGGAGGGGAGAGAAAAGGGAAAAAGAGAACGAGUAAAGGGGGAAACAAAUGAAAAGGAAAGGAUGCCAGAAGGUCCAUGCCUCAGCUGAGAGUCCCAAUUAGCUGCGACGGUUUCAGCCUGUCCAAGGUGAAGGAAAGUUGCUUCCGAGCCUAGGAAGUGGGUUUGCCUGUAAAGAGGAGGAGGGGAACUGGGCUUUGAAGUACUUCCCUUCCCUCUGCAGAAGACCACUGGGUCCCCAUUUCCCCCAACCUCCUCCCUCUUUUCUCCUCUACCCCUCCCUUUUCCCACUCCCCCUUGACUCGGAGGCCUGGAUGCUCUGCCGCUGGGCAAUGGUCCAGCGCACAGCCAGGAGGGGGCGGGGGCAGGGGGCACUGUGACAGGAAGCUGCACGCACAAGUUGGCCAUUUCGGGGGCAAAAUAAGUUCUCCCUUGGAUUUGGAAAGGACAAAGGCAGCAAGCUACCCCUUUUGUGUCGGAUGAAGAGGACCAACCAUGAGCCAGAGCCCAAGUGCAGGCUCACCGCCGCCACCGUGGUCAGCUCCAGUUCCUGCCAGGAGUUGUCGGUGCGAGGAAAAAAACAUUAUGCAUCAAAAUGUACAAUUAUGAUGACUAAGAAAAUACUAAGGACUUCAUUCCCAGGAUAUCUUAGCACAUGUUGAAUGAAGAAUGAAUUUAUAAGAGAUGAAGUGGGAAGACCAGUGGCCUUAAGGAAUUUGGUGACAGGCGCUGUUAGUCUGAUCCUCCCUUACAUGAAGGACAAGACAAAGAUCCAGUUUGGAAAUGAGAAAGGAGAACUAGCGGGCGACGUUGGCUCUAUCUCUUGAUAUCUCCCAGAGGCGCAGAAAAAGGAUUCAUGAAGAUGUGGACAAGACUUCAAGUUCUUACUUUAGCUUUAUUUUCAAAGGGAUUUUUACUCUCUUUAGGGGAUCAUAACUUUAUGAGGAGGGAGAUUAAAAUAGAAGGUGACCUUGUUUUGGGGGGCCUAUUUCCUAUUAAUGAAAAAGGCACUGGAACUGAAGACUGUGGGCGAAUCAAUGAAGAUCGAGGGAUCCAACGCCUGGAAGCUAUGUUGUUUGCUAUUGAUGAAAUCAACAAAGACAAUUACCUUCUACCCGGAGUGAAGUUGGGUGUUCAUAUUCUGGAUACAUGCUCAAGGGAUACCUAUGCUUUAGAGCAAUCACUGGAGUUUGUCAGGGCAUCUUUGACUAAAGUGGAUGAAGCUGAGUAUAUGUGUCCUGACGGAUCAUAUGCCAUUCAAGAAAAUAUCCCUCUGCUCAUUGCAGGGGUCAUUGGUGGCUCUUACAGCAGUGUUUCCAUACAGGUGGCAAACCUGCUGAGGCUCUUCCAGAUCCCUCAGAUAAGCUAUGCGUCCACCAGUGCCAAACUCAGCGACAAAUCGCGCUAUGAUUACUUUGCCAGGACCGUGCCCCCCGACUUCUACCAGGCCAAAGCCAUGGCCGAGAUCUUGCGCUUCUUCAACUGGACCUACGUGUCUACUGUGGCCUCUGAGGGCGACUACGGAGAGACUGGGAUUGAGGCCUUUGAGCAAGAAGCCCGCCUGCGCAAUAUCUGCAUUGCGACCUCAGAGAAGGUGGGCCGCUCCAACAUCCGCAAGUCCUACGACAGUGUGAUACGCGAGCUGCUGCAGAAGCCCAAUGCGCGAGUAGUGGUCCUCUUCAUGCGCAGUGACGAUUCACGCGAGCUCAUCGCCGCAGCCAGCCGCAUCAAUGCUUCCUUCACCUGGGUAGCCAGCGAUGGCUGGGGCGCACAGGAAAGCAUUGUCAAAGGCAGCGAGCAUGUGGCAUAUGGUGCCAUCACUCUGGAGUUGGCCUCGCAUCCUGUCCGCCAGUUCGACCGCUAUUUCCAGAGCCUCAACCCUUACAACAAUCAUCGCAAUCCCUGGUUUCGGGAUUUCUGGGAACAGAAGUUCCAGUGUAGCCUCCAGAACAAGAGAAACCACCGGCGGGUUUGCGACAAGCACCUGGCCAUUGACAGCAGCAACUAUGAGCAAGAAUCCAAGAUCAUGUUUGUGGUGAAUGCUGUCUAUGCCAUGGCCCAUGCCCUGCACAAAAUGCAGCGCACCCUCUGUCCUAACACUACCAAGCUCUGUGAUGCAAUGAAGAUCCUGGAUGGAAAGAAGCUGUACAAGGAUUACUUGCUGAAAAUCAAUUUCACAGCUCCAUUCAACCCAAAUAAAGGUGCAGAUAGCAUCGUCAAGUUUGACACUUUUGGAGAUGGAAUGGGACGAUACAACGUGUUCAAUUUCCAGUUUGUGGGUGGAAAGUAUUCCUACUUGAAGGUUGGUCACUGGGCAGAAACCUUAUCAUUAGAUGUUGACUCUAUCCACUGGUCCCGGAACUCAAUCCCCACUUCCCAGUGCAGCGACCCCUGUGCCCCCAAUGAAAUGAAGAACAUGCAACCAGGGGAUGUCUGCUGCUGGAUUUGCAUCCCAUGUGAGCCUUACGAAUACCUGAUUGAUGAGUUUACCUGUAUGGACUGUGGGCCUGGGCAGUGGCCCACUGCAGACUUAUCUGGAUGCUUUGAUCUUCCUGAGGACUACAUCAGAUGGGAAGAUGCCUGGGCCAUUGGCCCAGUCUCCAUUGCCUGCCUGGGGUUUAUGUGUACGUGCAUGGUUAUAACUGUGUUUAUCAAGCACAACAACACACCCUUGGUCAAAGCAUCAGGCCGGGAACUCUGCUACAUCUUGCUGUUUGGGGUUAGCCUGUCAUAUUGCAUGACAUUCUUCUUCAUUGCCAAACCAUCACCUGUCAUUUGUGCUUUGCGCCGGCUGGGGCUGGGGACUUCCUUUGCUGUCUGUUAUUCAGCUCUGCUGACCAAGACAAACUGCAUCGCCCGUAUCUUCGAUGGGGUCAAGAAUGGCGCUCAGAGGCCCAAAUUCAUCAGCCCCAGUUCACAGGUUUUCAUCUGCCUGGGUCUGAUACUGGUGCAAAUUAUAGUAGUGUCUGUGUGGCUCAUCCUGGAGGCUCCAGGCACCAGGAGGUAUACUCUUCCAGAGAAGCGGGAAACAGUCAUCUUAAAAUGCAAUGUCAGAGAUUCCAGCAUGCUGAUCUCUCUUACCUAUGAUGUGAUCCUGGUGAUUCUAUGCACUGUGUAUGCCUUCAAAACAAGGAAGUGCCCGGAAAACUUCAACGAAGCCAAGUUCAUAGGUUUUACCAUGUACACCACCUGCAUCAUCUGGUUGGCCUUCCUCCCUAUAUUUUAUGUGACAUCGAGUGACUAUAGAGUGCAGACGACAACCAUGUGCAUCUCCGUUAGCCUGAGUGGCUUUGUGGUCUUGGGCUGUUUGUUUGCACCCAAGGUGCACAUCAUCCUGUUCCAACCCCAGAAGAAUGUGGUCACACACAGACUGCACCUCAACAGGUUCAGUGUCAGUGGAACGGGAACCACAUAUUCUCAGUCUGAGAGCCAGCUGAGAAGGCAGUGUGAACUGAAGGACCCCAGGACAUCUGCCCAGUCCAAAGAUCCCUCUCCUACUGGCCAGCAGAUGUCUGAAACACUAUCCUUCGAGAAUCAGUGACUUAAUUCUUUUAUAGAGUUUUCUAAAGCACAAAUGUACCUGAAGGGGACAGCCUUUUAAACCACUUUCAGCUAAUUUAUGGUAUUUGGUAAGAGAAUUGCACUGACAGACGGGAGAGGAGGAGAAAGAAGGGGAAUGGAGCCAGGAGGAGGGAGGGAGGAUUAGAAGUGACAGAGACAAAUGACUACUUCACCAUUUUGCCUCAAGGCAAUUAGAAAGGAUACUUCAAAAUAGCUCAGCAUCACAGGGUGAGCAAUCACAUCAGUGCCCCAAUUUCUUCAACAAAGUACAGAAUUUCACAAAGCAACCCUCCCCCAGCAAACAGAAGGAAGACUGGCAGACUGAGCACAUGUGUUCAGUGAUACACUGUACCUAUCAUAGCUCCUUAGCUGCCAUGGGUGGGGACUUACUGUCUUUCCAGUUAAAUCCCCAGGUUUCACAAUGGUUGAAUCCCAGGAUAUGGUAAGACCUGUAAAAUAAAGAAACAUGCUUAUUUCUUCAGAAAAAUGUCUUCCUUUGUAGCCCAAUUGUAACAAGUAGCUAGUCCAGACAAGAAAGAACUGGCAAUAAACAAUAACAAUGUCUAACAGGAA
Messenger RNA from Ictidomys tridecemlineatus (thirteen-lined ground squirrel), 4528 nucleotides. It is a transcript of the gene Grm3, whose product is annotated as glutamate metabotropic receptor 3. Gene Ontology annotation, cellular component: membrane. Gene Ontology annotation, molecular function: G protein-coupled receptor activity. The record is from RefSeq and is a predicted model, not a curated record. Gene Ontology annotation, biological process: G protein-coupled receptor signaling pathway. NCBI's taxonomy places the organism in Eukaryota, Metazoa, Chordata, Mammalia, Rodentia, Sciuridae.